Molecule: messenger RNA, 3538 nt
Organism: Diachasma alloeum
Lineage: Eukaryota; Metazoa; Arthropoda; Insecta; Hymenoptera; Braconidae
Gene: centrocortin
Product: cerebellar degeneration-related protein 2
Exons: 8
Coding region: 549-2732 (727 amino acids)
Source: RefSeq, a predicted model, not a curated record
UACCGGGACAGUUUGCGGUGUUGUUUCCACUCAUCCGCAUCGCUUUACCCAUUCAUAAAAUCCAUUUUUCUGUCCUGUGUAUUCCAGUGUGACUCGUGUCAGCGAUUGAAAAAAAUAGUGAAGCAGUUAUUAAAGUAAAAAAAAAAAUUAUAACAAUUGAUUGAAGUUCUUACGGAUUGUGGGGCCGCCUGGCCAUUGAGUUGUAUGAGAGACAGAGAAUAAUAAAAAACCAAGUCAGAGUGAAAGUCGAUUUCGUGUUACCGUGGAGGUAUUAUACGUCAAGGAAUCGGCCUUCCACCUGUGUAUUCACUCGUUGAACCGUGACAACCGGGGCAAAGGUGGAAGUGUACUAGAGAGGAUUCACCGGGGGAUAAAAGAUCUUUUUUGCAAUUGAUCUUGCGGGGAGAUAAUGGAGAUUAUGUUGGGGUGAUUUGGUGGAGGGGGAGGUUCUAACGGCCAGGCGGCCUUCACUUGCCUUCCGGUGUGAAGGGGUUUUUCUUUUUAUAUUACUCGGUGGAUGAUUUGAGUCACAUUGGAGCAGAGGAAUCAUGAGCUUGCUGUCGUCAUCGAUCAUACGGAGGCUGGGCGAGGAGGAGGCUGAUCACAAUAUGCUGCAGGACCUUCAAUUGGCAGCUGAACUUGGUAAAACCCUCCUAGACCGCAACAAAGAGUUAGAGACUAAUUUAAAGACCCAUCAAGCAACAAUUGACGAACAGGCACAAGAAAUUGAGUAUAUGAAAAAACAGACGGCAGCCCUCCGAGAAGUCAACGACUCGAGACUCAAAGUUUAUGAGCAACUGGAAGUCAGUAUUCAGGACUUGGAACGUGCCAAUCACAGACUCGUUGUUGAAAAUACAGCUGACAAAAAAUUAAUCAAAAGCCAAUGUUUGACCAUCGAAAACCUCGAGGCGAAGCUUGACGAAUUACAGAAAAAACUUGACGAGCUAAAGCAUCAGCAUGACAAUCUUAUGCGACAACAACAAAAUUCAAAUCAGCCUACUGACACACAGUCCUCGACUACCUGGAAGGGCACGAUAUCGCAAGAUGGCGGCAUACAACAGAGCGCUGCCAGAAGCCCAUCAAAGUCCUCUCCAGUACCGUUGACGGAUGGUAUCCGUGUGACAACCAACACAUCAAACGCGGACGAAGAAGUUACUGAAUUACUGAGACAAUUGCAAGAGACACGUAAUCAGAGGGCGAGGGAACAGAAGAGGGUCAAUGAGUUGCGUGAACAGCUUGAGACUCUUUUGAAGGAGAACAAUUCACUCGAGGAUCAGCUUAAUGAGUGGAGAAAUAAGGCACAAGAUAUGAAAAAUUUGCAAGAAGAAAUUAACACAUUGGAGGAAGUCAGACAGGGGAAAUUAUGCGGUCGUUGUCUUCGUGGUUGUGACACACGUACCCAUGAUGAAUUAUCAAUAAUGCUCGAUCAAGAGGAGGACGAUGAUCUUAGCAUUGCCGAGUCAUCUCUUAACGACAGCCAUCGUGAAUCCGAUGUGGUGGUGCAGGAGCCAACCCCCGCCAAUGGCCUCUCGCCGGAGAUGGACGUGAACCCCUACCGCGUCCUAGUCGAGAAAUACGAGGCGCUGCUCGAGGUCCAACGUCAGCCAGCGCGUCGUAAGCCGAGCAUUCCCACGCCCUGCAUGUCCCUCCAGGAGGAACUCGAGAUGUCCGGUGACUUCAACAGUUUCCAGACACAGCCCUCCGACGAUAACCCCGAGCUGAACGACCCCUCAAAACAAAACGGCACCAGCUUCCGGUCGCGAGACUGUCGAAACGGGAAGAAGCCAUUCUCAGCGACUCCGACAGACUUCUCAGAGGCCGAAACAUCGUCAUCAGGCUUCUCCGACGAAACCAGCAACAAGGGUACACAGACAGAAGGUCGACCCGGCUCAUUCCUCUGCUCAAUAGCUGAUGACGAUUGCAAAUUCAGUAUUUACGACGACACGAGCUCCUUCGAGAGUCGAUUUAACAAAGCACCAGAGUAUCGUCAACUCUUUAGAGAGAUAUUUGGAGUUCUGAAGAGAGCAGCUGAGGCUAAAGACGAGGGUGAGAAGCUACCCUUGCUCGACAAUACGACGCAAUCGUCGGAGAACAGAACUCUAGACGACUCUGGGGAGAACGAUGACACAAUGAGUGUCAUGUCGUCAGUCAUAUCAUCAGUCGUCUCUGAACCUGUCAUCAGGAUUCAAACCCCAACGCCUGAGAAAGGGGAGGAGGGAAAGACUGGUGGUAGUGCGGGCAAGAGUGAGCAUCAUGUUACCAGACAUCCUCACAAAAGACAUCAGCAGUAUGAUUAUCUGUCUGUUCAGGUGAGGAAGAAGAACACAGCGAAGAAAAGUGCCCAGAAAAAGUUGAACUUCAAUGACAGAUCAACAACACCAGACAUCGUGCCAAGUCAAAAUCCGAAAUUCUUGCAGGCCAAGUCAAACAGCGGUGGUAGACGACAAAAAUUCCGACCACUAACACAAGCUGAACAGGAUGGUACUGUUUGGAAUGGUAACACAAUUCACGUAUUCUCGAGUAGAACGAGAGAAUCACCAACGAGUCGUAGAAUAAAUGGACACAAUCGACACAAUGAUCAGCACAAUUCCACAACAUUGGACUACAGUAGGGAAUAUAAACCAUCCUCAGCAUCUGAGGAAGUUGCCAGACUCAGAAGACUCGAAAUGUCUUAUGCUGAGGCUCUGAGAAUGCCAAACAAACCAAAAGCCAAUCAUUCACGUAGACAUUAACAAAUUCCAAUGCAUUCAAAAAUCCACUAAAACUGAAAAAAAAGAAGUUUUAACAGUGACAACAAAUAUUCAGCAAUUUAAAUCAGUUCAGAGAAAAUGUCACAUUUGUUUUUCAAAUUUAAACCCUAGAAUUGUGCAAUAUGAGUUCGAAGAAAAAAAAUCGGUGAAAUCGAGGGGAUUUUUCUUCAAUAUCAGCAUGCAGUGACAUUUUUUCUGGGUGUAGUCGAGUCUACUGAGUGGAUUUAAACUAAACAACGUAAUUUAAAUAGCAGAAUAAAUAUUAAAUUAUUGAUUCAGUAUUUGAGUCUCCCAAAAUCGAAUUUUUUGUAAAUAUUUUUUGUUUGUUAUGGUUCAGUGACUUUCUGUACUUGAUUUAUGUAUUAUUUUCUCCUACAAGUUUGGCCCGACUAAUUUUUUCUAUAACUUUUCUAUGUCCAAUUAACGCGACGUGACACUCGAAUGUUUUUUUACUACAAUUUUAUGUGAGAUUCAUUGAAUUAUGUGGGGGAAAAAUUGUUUAUGUUCUGUUUUUGGGACUCAAGUAAAUAUUUAUGUGCCAUCUAAUAUAUUUUAAAAAGAGUUGAAAACUCAAAAUUGUCACAUGACAAACGUGAAAAUUCUUUUGAUAGAUUCAAAUGAUCGAGGGAAUUUGCAUCAUGAGAAUAUUUUUCAGUGCACGUCGAUGAACUUUCUCCUCCUGUAUUUAAGGUACCAAUUAGCUUUUGUAUUUUUCUUCAGAGUUAAAGGAAGGACUUACUACUUUGUGAUCAUUCUUGUACAAGUAAAUAAAAAUUCUCUACCAUAAA